AUGUUGGUCCACCCAUUUUAUCAUUCCUACAACGCUGGAUUCAUAUGUUUCAAUAUGGUCAAAUGGGUCGGAUGGUCGGAAGACUUGGUUACUGUACUUGUGGCUUCAUAUUCUGGUGUCUAUCUGUCGAUGGUCUCUUUUUUCACAGUACUUUUUAUGUUCAGGUAUUGGACGAUGAUAAGUAGCCCGUUGGUAGAUUAUUUUGAAGGAUACAAAAUUCUGAUUCUCAUGAUUUGGCCGCUUGUUUUUGGAUUUAUGGGAGCUGGAGUGGUUUUGUAUAUUGGAGCGAUAGAUAGCUACUCGAGAGACUACUUUAGAGACGUGAUGUUAGAGCAAUACGAACUGGAAAUGUAUAAAGUCUCGGGUUUCGCCGUUGUUGCAUAUGACCAAGAUGAGCAAUUGAGAUGGAGCGCAGUUGCAUUUUGCUUCGGUGUAAUUUUCCUCAUGGAAAUUCAGUUUGCUAUCGUUGGCUACUGUGGAUUUCAGAUGCAUUUCAAGAUGAAUGAUUUGUUGAAAAACGUGUCAGAAGCGCAUCGGAGACUUCAGAUGCAGUUUUUCAAGAGCUUAGUGUUGCAGAUCACCUCCCCCACACUAACCUUCUACAUCCCAGCCGUUGCAAUUAUGCUUGUACCUUUCUUCAAUCUCAAAUUGAGUAUUCCCUCUGGUCUUAUCGUGUGCUCAUUUUCCAUUUAUCCACCUCUCGACUCCCUAAUCUUAAUGCUUAUUGUAUCGGACUACCGGAAUGCCAUCCGAGGGAUUUUCAAACAACCGUCAAGUGUAUUUGGCUCCAAAGUCUUUACAGGGGUUGCUGCACCAAGAGCAAUGAUGGAAAAUGCUUGGAAUUGA
Messenger RNA from Caenorhabditis briggsae, 846 nucleotides. The coding region runs from base 1 to 846 and encodes 281 amino acids. The transcript is spliced from 6 exons. Lineage: Eukaryota; Metazoa; Nematoda; Chromadorea; Rhabditida; Rhabditidae. The record is from RefSeq and is a predicted model, not a curated record.